AUGAGCUCCGAUUCUCUAGUGUGGCAGGACGACGAUGCCGUCACCCAGUGCUUUCUCUGUGAAUCCACCUACAACUUUUUCAACCGGAGACACCAUUGCCGCAAGUGUGGUCGGGUUGUAUGUGGAAACUGCAGUGACCAGUCGAUCCAGUAUUUUCCCAAUACUUUGGUGGUGAAUCCAAAUGGUGUUUGUUCACGUCUGAAAAGCUGGGAACGGUAUCGCACUUGUGAUGAGUGUGUCGAAACAACAUUGAUGAUUAGACGAGCCUUGGCUGAAGAAGUCGAUCCAUAUACUGCUCCGGAUGCUGCCAGUAGCGACGACAACAAUAGCACAACUAAGACGGCGGGAAAUACUUUUACCCGGAUGGUUUCGUCGUCUACCAAUUCAUCUCGACUGCAACUUCCUCGAGUUACAAACGACGAUAAUGAUUCAGAUCAUAAUCUUUGUCCCGUGUGCGCCACCAAUCUUGCCAAGGAAUUCCGCCGAGCUACUCAACUGAGCGGUGGUGAGUCCAGUUCUCACGACUUUGACUUGUUUAAAGAGCGCCAUAUAGACGAUUGUCUUGUGGCCUUCGACUUCAAUACAGAACAUCAGCGGCUAUCUUCACCACGAAAGGGCUCGCAAAGACACCGUAACAAGAUGCUUGUCUACAACAUGCCGCCCAUUCCAAAACCACAAUACGAAACCAUUCCGAACAGUAAUUUAGAAGGUACGUCGGCAGACACCGUCAAAAUACUUCCCUCUACAAGUGAGGUGUUUGGUUCUGUCAAUACUAUUCUGUCAAUAGAGCCGUCUGAAAAGAAUCAACUAGACCAGGAAUGUGUCAUUUGCUUAGAGGACUUGAAGGCAGGAGACAAGGUGGGCCGACUCGAAUGUCUAUGUGUAUUUCAUUACAAAUGCAUCAAAGACUGGUUCAACAAGAAGGGCUACGGAGAGUGUCCGGUGCACUAUGCACCUGCGGUAUGA
Molecule: messenger RNA, 966 nt
Organism: Meyerozyma guilliermondii ATCC 6260
Lineage: Eukaryota; Fungi; Ascomycota; Pichiomycetes; Serinales; Debaryomycetaceae
Product: phosphatidylinositol-3-phosphate-binding ubiquitin-protein ligase
Exons: 1
Coding region: 1-966 (321 amino acids)
Molecular function (GO): metal ion binding
Source: RefSeq, a predicted model, not a curated record